UUUCACAUUGUUCUUUUCACUCUACUAGCACUUGUAGCCAUGGCAUCAACACAAGCUGCUUCAUCAAAAUCAGACCUUUUUCGGGAAUAUAUCGGAGCAGAGUUCAACAAUGUCAAAUUUUCAGAUGUACCCAUCAACCCGAAUGUAGAAUUCCACUACAUACUCGCUUUUGCAAUAGACUACACCACUUCCUCUUCUUCAUCCCCGACCAAUGGAAAGUUCAACGUGUUUUGGGACACCGAUAAUCUCAGCCCUUCUCAAGUCUCUUCUAUCAAGAACCAACAUUCUAAUGUCAAAGUAGCUUUGAGCUUGGGAGGUGACAGUGUGAAUGGCGGAAGCUGUUACUUUAGCCCUUCUUCGGUGGAUUCAUGGGUUUCUAACGCGGUUUCUUCACUCACCAACAUCAUCCAAGAGUAUCAUUUAGAUGGGAUUGAUAUCGACUACGAGCAUUUUCAUGCAGAUCCUGAAACAUUUGCUGAGUGCAUCGGAAAACUUAUAACCACCCUCAAGAACAACGGAGUCAUCUCGUUUGCUUCUAUAGCUCCAUAUGAUGAUGAUGACAUUCAAAGCCAUUAUUUGGCUCUUUGGAAAAGUUAUGGGCACAUUAUAGACUAUGUUAACUUCCAGUUUUAUGCAUACGAUCAGGGGACCACUGUUUCUCAGUUUAUGAACUAUUUUCAGACACAAAGCUCGAAUUAUGGAGGUGGUAGUAUCUUGGCUAGCUUCAUCAGUGAUGGAAGUGGAGGGUUAGCACCACAGAACGGGUUUUUUACUGCGUGUAGCAGGCUUAGAAACCAAGGGAAGCUUGGCGGGAUCUUUGUAUGGUCUGCAGAUGAUUCAAAGGCUUUAGGUUUCCGCUACGAGAAGCAAUCACAAGCUUUGCUGGCUGCUCAUCCUUAGUUUUGAUAUUUUGUUUUGUUUUGUUUUGUUUUGUACUUGUGUUCCUUUGUGGUGUCAGUAUGGUGCCAAAGAUUGUGUCUGUACAGUGUACAAUAUGUGAAAAUGAUUGUUAUAUACUAGUGAAGUGCUUAUAAA
This is a messenger RNA of Helianthus annuus (common sunflower), 1035 nucleotides long. Its product is annotated as chitinase 2. Gene Ontology annotation, biological process: carbohydrate metabolic process. The record is from RefSeq and is a predicted model, not a curated record. The transcript has a single exon. The coding region runs from base 40 to 900 and encodes 286 amino acids. NCBI's taxonomy places the organism in Eukaryota, Viridiplantae, Streptophyta, Magnoliopsida, Asterales, Asteraceae. Gene Ontology annotation, molecular function: hydrolase activity, hydrolyzing O-glycosyl compounds.